Molecule: messenger RNA, 1019 nt
Organism: Vitis riparia (riverbank grape)
Lineage: Eukaryota; Viridiplantae; Streptophyta; Magnoliopsida; Vitales; Vitaceae
Product: bax inhibitor 1-like
Exons: 6
Coding region: 36-782 (248 amino acids)
Cellular component (GO): membrane
Source: RefSeq, a predicted model, not a curated record
AAAGAAAAAGAGGAUUGUUUGGAAUUAGGUUUUCAAUGGAGGCGUUCUCUGCGUUUUUCGAUUCACAAUCGAGCUCAAGGAGCGGUUGGACCUACGAUUCACUUAAAAAUUUCCGCCAGAUUUCUCCUGCCGUUCAAACUCAUCUCAAGCAGGUUUAUCUCUCCCUGUGCUGUGCCUUGAUUGCAUCUGCUGCAGGAGCUUACCUGCAUCUUCUCUGGAAUAUUGGUGGCCUUCUUACUACUUUUGCAUGCUUUGGAAGCAUCAUAUGGCUACUCUCUGUACCUUCAUAUGAAGAGAAAAAGAGGGUUUCACUAUUGAUGGCUGUGGCCCUUUUUCAAGGAGCCUCUAUCGGUCCUUUGAUUGACUUGGCUAUUGAAAUUGACCCAAGCAUUCUUGUUAGUGCUUUUGUGGGAACUGCAGUGGCCUUUGGCUGUUUCUCUGCGGCAGCAAUGUUGGCAAGGCGCAGAGAGUACCUGUACUUGGGAGGGGUUCUUUCCUCUGGCCUCUCCAUCCUUUUCUGGUUGCACUUUGCCUCCUCGUUGUUUGGGGGAUCCACUGCCAUCUUUAAGUUUGAGUUGUAUUUUGGACUUUUGGUGUUUGUGGGCUACAUGGUAGUAGACACCCAGGAUAUAAUAGAGAAAGCCCAUCUCGGGGAUCGGGACUACGUGAAACAUUCUCUCCUCCUUUUCACUGAUUUUGCUGCAGUUUUUGUUCGAAUCUUGAUAAUCAUGUUGAAGAACUCGGCUGAAAAGGGUGAGAAGAAGAAGAAAAGGAGAAAUUGAAUGAUGGGAGACUAAUGAGCUUAACUUGAACUCUGGUUGAACAAAACAAGAGAUUAUGUAUGAACUUGAUGCUUGUAUCUUUCUUUCCCCUAAGUGAGAUUAUGAUUUUUGAAACAUGUGAUAUGCUGGGCGCUAUGGCAGUGUACAUACGAAUUGCUCGGUUAUGACAUUCUGCAUGUUUUGAGUUGCUAAUGAAUAUAAGGGGUUGGUUUUAAAUAAGAGGGCACUCGAAUUUGU